Acanthoscelides obtectus is the source of this 822-nucleotide messenger RNA. The record is from the annotation of a GenBank genome assembly. Lineage: Eukaryota; Metazoa; Arthropoda; Insecta; Coleoptera; Chrysomelidae.
UGUUCAAUAGGCAUUUCACAUGAUGAUCCUCCAAAAAGGCUUAGUCUUCUUUCUGGCGACCUGCCUUCUGUCAGUCUGCGCGAAAGACGCUGCAGAGGACACCAAGAAGCAGGCCGAGCCCAAAGAGGACAACAAAGCUGCCGAGUCCACCGACAAGAAGCAAGAAAAGAGAGGACUGUUCGAUCUCGGAUAUGGAGGAGGAUUCGAACAUCACGAUUUUGGAGGUCACGACUUUGGAGGACACGACUUCGGUGGAGGACACCACAUCGAGGAGAGUCACGUGAAACAUAUCACCAUUACCAAGGAGGUUAAGGUACCUUACCCAGCACCAUACCCCGUACCAGUGGAGAAGAAAGUACCAGUGCCCUACCCAGUCAAAGUGCACAUACCAGUGGAAAAACCAUACCCAGUUCCAGUGCCCAAGCCGUACCCUGUUCCCGUAGAAAAGCCUGUCCCAUACCCAGUCAUCAAGAAGGUUCCGUAUCCAGUGAAGGUUCCAGUCAAGGUACCCUACCCAGUACCCCACCCGGUGCCUGUACCAAAACCAGUACCUUACCCAGUUCACAAGCCUGUGCCAUACCCUGUCAAGGUACCAGUGGUGAUAGAAAAGAAAGUACCAGUGUACAUUCAUGAGCACCACCACGAACACCACGACUUCGGAGGACAUGAGGGUAUUGAAUUCGGUGGACACCACCACUUCUAAACCGAACCUCAAACUUUUGUUUCGCUGUUAUCUACCUGAUUGUUUUUUGUUUUUAUUCUUGUCAGUAUUUUUUGUGUUGCGCCGUUGCGAUUGAGUCUCGUCUUUUACCUUUAGAUUAU